Molecule: messenger RNA, 3849 nt
Organism: Physeter macrocephalus (sperm whale)
Lineage: Eukaryota; Metazoa; Chordata; Mammalia; Artiodactyla; Physeteridae
Gene: DCLRE1B
Product: DNA cross-link repair 1B
Exons: 4
Coding region: 290-1909 (539 amino acids)
Biological process (GO): telomere maintenance; interstrand cross-link repair; double-strand break repair via nonhomologous end joining
Molecular function (GO): damaged DNA binding; 5'-3' DNA exonuclease activity
Source: RefSeq, a predicted model, not a curated record
GCGCUUCGAGACCAGGGCCUCGGCCCCUGGUCCCGCGCGCCGGGGGGGAGUGGCUCUCAUUUGGGCGCCUUCUGUGGUUUGCGAUUCCACCCCCAGACUCCCACACCACGGUCACUUCCUUCUUUCUGCCCAGUCUAGUCACUCAUUCCCCCACUGAGCUGGCUUUCCUUACGGUCUCUGGCCCUGUUCUUGCCCCAGCAUGACUUUUUUCAGGGCGCCGUUGUAGGAGCCUCCCGCAGGAGCUCUGUUCCCAUGAAGAUCCCACUGGUGACUCUCCAACCCCGCCACCAUGAACGGGGUCUUGAUCCCUCAAACACCCAUCGCUGUGGACUUUUGGAGCCUGCGCCGGGCUGGCUCCGCCCGGCUCUUCUUCUUAUCCCACAUGCACUCGGACCACACCGUGGGUCUCUCUAGCACCUGGACCCGGCCCCUCUACUGCUCCCCAAUCACCGCUUACCUCUUGCACCGUCACCGACAGGUGUCUAAGCAGUGGAUCCGAGCCCUGGAGGUUGGUGAGAGCCAUGUCCUGCCUCUAGAUGAAGUUGGGCGAGAGACCAUGACUGUAACCCUCAUCGAUGCCAAUCACUGCCCUGGCUCUGUCAUGUUUCUCUUUGAAGGAUACUUUGGAACCAUCCUCUACACAGGUGAUUUUCGGUAUACACCGUCCAUGCUGAAGGAGCCAGCCCUGAGACUGGGGAAACAGAUUCAUACCUUAUACCUAGACAACACCAAUUGCAACCCAGCCCUGGUUCUUCCUUCCCAAGAAGAAGCUGCCCGCCAGAUUGUUGAGCUCAUUCGAAAGCACCCACAACAUAACAUAAAGAUUGGACUCUAUAGCCUGGGAAAAGAGUCACUGCUGGAGCAGCUGGCCCUGGAGUUUCAGACCUGGGUGGUAUUGAGUCCUCGGCGCCUGGAGUUGGUGCAGCUGCUGGGCCUGGCAGAUGUGUUCACAGUGGAGGAGAAGGCAGGCCGCAUCCACGCCGUGGACCACAUGGAGAUCUGCCAUUCCGCUAUGCUGCGUUGGAACCAGACCCACCCUACCAUUGCUAUCCUCCCCACCAGCCGGAAAAUCUACCGUUCCCACCCCGAUAUCCACAUCAUCCCUUACUCUGACCAUUCCUCCUACCCUGAGCUCCGUGCCUUUGUCGAAGCACUGAGGCCUUGCCAGGUGGUGCCCAUUGUCAGGCGACAACCCUGUAGGGACUACUUUCAGGACAGCCUGAGCCCCAGGCUCUCUGUGCCUCUGAUUCCAGACUCUGUACAGCAAUACAUGAGUUCCUCCUCUAGAAAUCCAAGUUUUCUCUGGCUGUUGUUAGAAAGGAAGCUGAAGAGACUGAGAACCCAGGGUGUUGUGUUUGAAUCCCUUGAGGAAAAUGCUGAUCACUCUCAAGCUGACAGGGACUCGAAGAAGACCAAGAAUGAGAACCUUUCUGGGGAGCUUGAGAAGCAGCCCUCCCACCAUCCUUUGAAGAUCAAGAAGCAGUCAUUCCCGGACGUCUGCAACAAAGAAUGGGAGGGGGCAGUCCCUUCCUCCAAGUCCCAGAAGAUGGUGACUGUAUUGACUGCCCCCUCGGGUUUUUCAGUACACUUAGGGUCUACAGAUAAAGAAUUUCCCUCUCUGGAAACUGGGGAGGGAAUCGGUGUAGGGCCCUACUUGGUACCCAGGGGAGACAAUGCGGGCUCAGCAGCCACCGGGAACCAGGGAGCUUGGAUGGGCCAGGAUUCUCUCCAGUCUCCCAGCAGCAAGGCUGCCCCUCUACUGGCUCCUGAGUACAGGGGCCUGGCACUCAAAUACCUUCUGACUCCAGUGAACUUUCUCCAGGCAGGGUUCUCUUCCAGGGGCUUUGACCAGCAAGUGGAAAAAUACCAUCAACUCUUGCUCAGGUACAGACAGGAGAGUACAGAAUGACAACCUUGUUUGAUGCAACACUGCACUUUUUAAAAAAAAAUUCAUCAAGAGUUGUUUAUUUUCAAAGUUAGCGCUCUUUGUAUUUCUACCACUAACAAAUGGCAGUGCGACAUCAACACUGCACUUUUGAAGAUAGUGGCUGAUGGCUUAUUUGGGGCCUUACUUUUCUGUGGUACAUGCCCACCCUGUAACAAGACUUCUCAAAGCGUGUUCAUUGGAAUCCUAGUGCCUAUGGAAUCCUUAGUUCUGUAAUUGACUUGUGUUUAAGAAACACUUUACAUUAUAAACCCUUUACAGUAUAUGUGAGCACAUUAAAUGUUCUGGGAAGUCGUGCAGUAAUUUAAUCUGUUUAACUUUGUUUAACCCAGUAUUUCUCCAAACUUUUUUUUUUUUGGCUGUGUGGCAUGCGGGAUCUUAGUUCCCUGAUCAGGGAUCGAACCCGCACCCCCUGCAGUGGAAGCAGAGUCCUGACCACUCUCCAGACUUUUUGAACAUGCAGUCCUCUUGUGUGGCUGCAGAAAGAGAUAAAAAGUCUGAUCAAAAAGGACCAGUUUAUUCCCACUGUUUUGUGUGUCAUGUGUCAUUCCCCAUGUCCCCUUCUGUCUCUUCCUAUAUAAAAGUCCCUAGGUAGUUCUGUUUUUUAAUUUAGGAACUGUGGUGCAGGAAGAUAAAGUGACCCAGGCAGCAUGUUCCAAUCCUGAAGGUCACUGAUUUGCUGUGACCCCAUCCAAGUCACUUCCUGUCUCUGCCUCUGGGAGGGAACAGGAAGUGAUGAAGAUCCUUGAAAAACUGGAGAAAAUUUCCACCUCUGCCUCCGUGAGAGUUUGCAGUUAGUGUCCCUGAGGACCUACCUGGAAGAGAGCCAGCUGGGGGACUGGGCACCCCUCACCAAGGCAGUAUCUGGAACCCAGCCAAACAUUAGGCUUAGGGUAAGAUGGGCCUCCCAGGUGCCUAGAGGCCCUAUUUGGCUGAAAUAAGGUUACAAAAGAUCAAAUGUGCUGCCAGAUAGUCCUGAUUGUUCACACAACUGGGAUAUUUGCUGCCCCCCUCCACCCAGUAUCCCCCCGUUCCAUCCUUGGGUUGAGUAGGGAGCUGGAGGACAUAGCCUGUUUGUUUCAGUAACCAGGGCAGAGACCAAGGAGCCAGCUGGUGGAAGGGGUGAGGGUGUGCAGUUCUGCCCUGACCUUCUGCUCACAGCCUGACAAAAUGCCAAACCAAUAAGCAGGACAGCAGAUACCACAGUCACAGAGGGCACAGGCAUGUGGAGCUGGGCACACGGACAAAAACUGUUUCACAAUGGAGCUUCAAGCCUUCACAAUGAAGAAGCCUCUGAUUCUUGUCCAGGGGGCUGGAAAUUGUCUACUUCUGGAGGAAGAUAUGAAGAGUUUAGAAAGCGAAAUAAGGCCUUUCUCUUGGGCAAGCUGUAUACAGCUCUGUUUUGUCUGUGACCUUCACUGUAAGCCUCCCAUGGGCCCACUAGGAGCCAUAGCAGGUGAGGCAUGUGGGGUAGCAGGGGACAUGGGCACUGUCCUGGGCUUGAAUCCAGGGUACCUGGGCAAAUAGAGGUAUCAGGCUUCCAUAGCAGAGCCUCAGUUUCUCAUCUGUGAACCAGGGACUGAGGUACCUACCUCUCCUGAUUGCUUUGGAGGUUGGAGAAUUGGUAAAAUUCCUAGCUCAGUGCCUAUCACAUGAUGGAUAAUUCAAAUAUUGGUUCUCUCAGCCUCUGGUUCUUUAAAAAAAAAUUAUUCUCUAUAUAAAAUAAACUUUGGAAGUCAUGCAAAAAUAUAAAGAAGAAAAAAUCAAUUCCUCCAUGUAGAUCAAUUGUUUUCUUCUAGUCUUUUUCUGUGCAUGUAAAUAUAUUAAAUAUAUAAUUGUUUUCCAAAUUGGGGUAAUACUGUAUAUAGUUUUAUAUCCUGCAUUUUACUUUCUUAAUAUCUUAA